CAGUACCGCCACCCGCCACUAGCUGGUGUUGUAGCUCUGGUCAAUGACAGUUGCCACAAUGCUACAGUGCUACCACCUGAGUGCAAACAGAUGGCACCUCGUAGCGCGACAUGGUUCAGCAGUAUUAUGAUCCAGAAACAAGAGAUAAAGACUUGUUAAAGUGGAAUACAAACGCUCCACCGGCGCAAUACAGAACCAGCUCGAGUAUGUGGACGUUAACCGGCAGGGAGGACCAACGGCUGGUGGUGCUAGCUAGCUCUGCUAACAUUAGCCACACUCGGACUCAGAGGAGCCCCCACGACUUGGGCCCCGCCCCGCAGAAGGUGUCCUCCAUGUGUGCCUGGAGAGGGUCGGCCAGCUGGAGCUGUGGCUGCAGAAAGCUCAGAGGAGUCUGGUAGCUGCAGGACCGGCUGCUGCUGCUGCUGGAUCAUCGACCAUGCAGGACAGCGUGGAGCAGCAGCUCCUCACCUGUCAGGAGAUGUUCCUGGAGAUCGAGCAGAAGGUCUCCGGCCUCUCAGCCCUCGGCCCAGCCUCGGACCUGCAACAGGGCGAAAUGAGAGCUGUGGGAUCUCAGCAGGAAGAUGCUGAGCUGCUGUCCUCCAAACUGGAGCUGCUGAAGGCAAACCUGGUGUCCUUCCACCAGCUGCUGCAGGAAAGACAGGGAGAGGAAAGAGUCAGCGUCUAUAGAGAGCCACAGGAGCAGAAGUCAGCACCUCCGGCAGAGCGCCCUCUUGAGUCCAAGCUGAAGCGCAGCAGCAGCGUGCAGGAGAUCUUCUCCUCACCCAAAAACAAACUUCUCAGACAGAGCAGCCUGCAGCAGCAGAAGGAGCUGGAGCAGGAGCUGACUGAACAGAGAGGACUGACUCAGGCCAUCGCCAGGCAGGGCAGCAGAGCUCGACUCCACAGCCAGGAAACAGAGGACCACAGCCCACUGUCACCAUGGUCGCCUCCCGCUGAGCCCGAUGUGCACGAGGACGCUGCUCAGACGAGGUGGUAUCACCUCCACAGCCGGCUGCAGGCUGUAGAGGAGAGCUGGCUGCUUCCUCCCUCUGAAGUGUCAGACUCAUCUGUGAGGCGUGGUGAUGGAACAGCAGGACGUAUGAUUGGCACACAAACCCUGAAAGAGCUCCAAACUCAUAUCAGCCAUCUGAGAGAGCUGGGACACAUGGCGACAGAGGGUCUCAGUCAGGCGUCCCCUGAAGACGGCUCCAAUCAGACGCUGGAUGAGGGUUUGUUUCAUGUUCUCUAUGGAGCGUCCCUGUGUCUGUCCUCCGUCAACAACCUGCUGCACUCACCUGCUGGGACGGCACAGGAGGAAGACGCACAGGAGGAAGACGCACAACUGAGGCUGCAACAGCUGCAGAGUCUAUCUGCAGAGCUGGACACCCUCGGCAGCGAGCUAGCCUCUCAGGGGCCGAAGGUGACGCAUGUCCUGGGAUCAGAGCGUGGUCAGCAGUGUGUAGACGAUGUGUGCAGAGUCCUUCCUGUGGUCCAGGCUGCACUGAGCAGCAGAGAGAAGCAGCUCAGGAACCUGCAGGAGGAGACUGCGAAGCAUCAGAUCCAUCUAAAUGAGUUGCAUGCAGCCUUCUCCUCUAACCAGAUGACUGUGCAGCAAAUAAUUAAUGAACACAAUGGAAGUCUGGACCCUAACAAACCGCUGCAGGCUAUGGUUCAGAUGCAGGAGUCUCUGCAGCAGCAGGUCAGCUCCCUACUGGAGGAGGCUGACCGACACAACCUGCCUGCAUCUCACAUCCAGCAGGCCAGACAGCUGCAGGGUGAGCUGGACAGAUCUCUGGGUGGUGUUCGAUCCUCCUGUGACGAGCUGAAGAGCAGUGUGGAGCUGCAGCAGCAGUAUGAGCGCCUGGUCCACAUGCUGGAGGAGCUCAUCACUCUGGGCUCUGAACGCCUCACGCAGCAGCCUGACACAGAGCUCUAUGAUAGGGAUCAGCUCCAGCAGCAUUUCAACUGUCAUACAAAAUUCUUCCAGUUCCUGGGCCAUCAUUUUGGGAUCCUGCAGUACCUGACCCAGAGAGUCCCGGAGAGCGCCCUCCAGAAGUGGGAGGGCGUAGUGAUGGGCCUGCAGGAUGAAGUGGCUCAGCUUCAGCAGAGGGGACUGGAGAUAGGGACCAGGAUGCAGGACACAUUGCAGGUGUGGUCUCAGUGGGAGGAAGACAGCGCCUGGACAGACUCCCUUCUCAAAGACGUUGAGACUUCCAUAACCAUGAUGCAUGAUGGGGCUGAAUCUGAGGAGCAGAUAUCAAAGAAGCUCUCCGUCUAUCAGGAGCUACGUGAUGUUCUGCGCUCGAACAAGGCGCGUUUCGGUCGGAUGCUGGAGGCGGGACUCUGGCUGCAGAAAGUGGGCUGCAGAGGAGUGGGCGUGUCCACGAGCAAGCUUGAGGCCUCCUGGAAAGCACUGCAGAGGAGGGUGGAGCAGGAACGCACCAACAUAGACAGGAAAAGAAAGCUAAAGACAAGGUUUCUUCGAGACUCUUCUGCAUUUGCUGAUUGGAUGGGCGGGGCCAGAGAGCUGAUUGACAGAUGGAGUCAGCACACUCUCUCAAACAGUGAAGAGAUGAAUGUUGAACAGAGGCGGGACCACUACCUGCAGUUAAUGGCUUUGACCAAAGAGUUGGAGGCCAAAUCUGGACUCAAGGUGGCUGUGAUCGGUGCGGGAACCCAGCUGGUUCAGCUUGGUGAAGCAGAUGGAGACUCAGAUCUGAACCCCAUGGACAAAGACACUUCACUGUCCCUGACUACAGACACAGAUCAGAGCCCCAUCGACUCCCAGCUUAGACAGACAGAGCUGGACUGGUCUGGUCUGCUGGCCGAUGUUCCUGUCAUACAACAAGCUCUGCAUAAGCAAUGGAUGAAGACGUUGAACCAGCAGGGGGCGCUGCUGGAGCUCCAGACUUGGUUGGAGGCUGCUGAGUCUCGGCUGGAGGAGCAUCGCAGCAGAAUCAACCAAACCUUCUCCAACAACACUGAUCUGAGUCAGCUUCUGAAGUACUGCAAGGAGUGUCAGGCAGAGAUGUCAGCCCAUCAGGCCACUCUGGACUUUGUGAACCCUCCUUUACAGACACGCAGUACCGAGGAGGGCCAACAGGGGCGCUAUGAACACAACCAGUUCGCAGAUGAGCAGGGUUGUCUCAACCAUCGGUGGCUCAGUUUGCAGGAAACUCUCAACUCUCAGAUCACAGAGGUGGAGCAGGAGCUGAGGAACAGAGUGGAGCGGGAGGCCAGACUUCAGCAGAUCAACAGCUGGAUCACAGAUCAGAACCUCUGGUUUGAGUCAGCUCAGACACCCAGCAGCCAGACGGAGCUGCAGAGGAGCAUCAACACCUGCCAGGAUCUUGAGGACAUGAUCAGGAAGAAGUCUGAGGCUCUCCAAGAGCUGAAGGACAAACUUGUUGAUCAGAGAGAAAACAGCAGCUGUGAUUUUAUGUCUCAGAUCGAGAAAUCCCUCCAGGCCUGUGCUGCUCUCACACAACAGAAUGAUUCAGUCAAAGAGAAGCUGAAUGAGGCCGAGCGGCUGUGGGACUGUGCAGAGAAGCAACUAAAUCAGAUGAAGCUGAAAACAGUGAGAACAUCUCAGACUCUUGAAUAUCACAGCAGCCCUCAGCUCUGCCUUCAGGCUCACAGAGAUCUCCAUGAGAAGCUGCAGCUCCUUCAUGGGGAGAAAGAAGCUUCUAAGGCAGAGUGGGAUGAGCUGCAUCAAACUGUGUGCUCCCUUAAAGAAGUCAUCACCCCUGCUGCUGCCGUCCUUCUCACAGAGCAGAUAGACAGACAGAGAGACAGUUGGACUGUGCUGUCUGGAGCAUUGGACCAGCAGCUCCAGAGGAGUGGUGGAGUCCUGCUGUCCUGGGAGGUCUACGCUCAGUUAGCUGCAUCUUUUUCUGAGCGACUGCAGACGCUGCAGGGCGAUGAAAAAUCUGUCCUGAAUGGAGUGCCUGCAGAAGAAAGGACAGUGGAGCAGGUCGCUGAGAAGAAACACAAAGUUCAGAGUCUCCAGAAGAAGACAGACACUCUGCAAUCCGACCUGGAGGAAGUGCUGGAGGCCUCCAAAGACUUGAUUGGCCACCUCGAACCCUCAGCCGCAUGUCAGGUCCAAUCAGAGAGCCGCUUGUUGUCACGAGGCGUCCAGCAGCUCAGCCACAGCCUGACAGGGAAGCUGGGUCAGCUGCAGGAGGAGCUUGAGAGACUGCAGGAGUUCGGAAGCGUCCUGGAGUCACUGGAGAGCAACCUGGAGCUUUGGCAGGAUCGUCUUCGGGAUGUGGCUCAGACAGCAGACCAGUCUGGCCUCCUGGAGCUGAGCGGCCCGUCUGCUGACCUGGAUGUGCUGAACGAGCUGAGCCACUGUCUAACACUGGGUGACGCUGCAGCACGCCGCCUGCAACGCCUCAACCACUGCUGGGCCGACACCUCUGCUAGCGCUGAGGAGGCCUGCAGUGAGCUGCAGACGGAGGCACUGAGGCAGCAGAGCUUUGAGCAGAAGUGUGAGAGCUGGAUGUCUUUCCUGCAGAGGAUGGAGGACAGUCUGGCUGUAGACGUGGCCGGCUCCUACGUCGGCCUCAGACAGCAGCUGUGCACACACAAGCGCUUUCAGACUGAGCUGUCCAUCGGUCACCAGAUCCUUCAUUCAGUUAUCGCUGAAUCUCUUCAUCUGCUGCAGAGAGGAGAGGUGGAGGACAGGAGUGACUUCAUCCUGAAGCUGGCCCAGCUCAGGGAGCACUGGCAGGGUGCUGUGCAGCGGGCGGACCAGCGGCGCUCCUUGGUGGAGGGCCUGGUGAAACACUGGCACCUGUACAGCCGCAGCUUGAAGAAGCUGCAGAAGUUCCUGUCAGAAACUCAAACCCUCCUUCCCCCCGCUGGACCGGCCUGCUGCAGCCUGCCACAACUCCGACGCUCUCUCCAUGACCUCCAGCACACUGAGCUGCUGUUCCAGAGGUAUCAGUCCAGUUUCAUCCACACGCUGGAGGUCGGCCGGCAGCUGUUCUCCAUGGGGGACGAGGAGACCCAGUCUCAGCUGCAGUCGGACCUGGGAACCCUGCAGGAGGAGUGGGAUAACCUCCACAGCCUCCUGGGACAGAGGAUGGACCUCACCGAGGCUAUCAUCAAGAACUGGGAGCGCUGUGAGGCCGGACUUGCAGACAGCAUGCUGCAGCUGAAGGACAUGAAGACCAGACUGAACGAGUCGAUGCCAGAGUCGGACGACGAGCUGUAUUGCACUGAGAAGUUCAACAAGGAGAACGAGGAUUCCUUGGAUGACUGGGCUGAGAGCCUGACGGAGCUGAGCACCAUGAAGACGGAUCUGUCCCAGUACAUCAUCGCGGACGAUGUCCUGCUGCUGCAGGAGCAAGUGGAGCACCUGCACUGUCAGUGGGAGGAACUCUGCUUCAAGGUGUCUCUGCGCAAACAGGAGAUCGCCGAUCGUCUGAACGCCUGGAUCAUCUUCAACGAGAAGAACAAGGAGCUGUGUGAAUGGCUGACGCAGAUGGAGAACAAGGUGGCGCACAACUCCGACCUCAACAUUGAGGAGAUGGUGGAGAAGCUGAAGAAGGACUGUAUGGAAGAGAUCAACCUGUUCAGUGAGAAUAAAACACACCUGAAGCAGCUGGGAGAACAACUCAUCACAGCCAGCAACAAGACGAAAGAGACGGAGAUCAACGACAAACUGAAGGACAUCAAUGACCGCUGGCAGCAUCUCUUUGACCACAUAGAGGCCAGGGUGAGGAAGCUGAAGGAGACGCUGGUGACGGUGCAGCAGCUGGACAAGAACAUGAGCAACCUGAGGACAUGGCUGUCUCGAAUCGAGGCCGAGCUGGCCAAGCCGGUGGUCUACAACGUGUGCCACAGCGACGAGAUCCAGAGGAAGCUGGCGGAGCAGCAGGACCUGCAGCGGGACAUCGAGCAGCACACAGAGAGCGUGGCGUCAGUACUGACCCUGUGUGACGUCCUGCUCCACGAUGCCGACGCCUGUGGCAACGACUCUGAGAACGACUCCAUCCAGCAGACGACCAGAAGUCUGGACCGACGCUGGAGGAACAUCUGUGCCAUGUCCAUGGAGAGGAGGAUGAGGAUUGAGGAGACGUGGCGUCUCUGGUGCAAGUUCAUGGACGACUUCUCUCGCUUUGAGGACUGGCUGAAGUCAGCUGAACUCACCGCGGCGAGCCCAGACUCAGCUGAUGUCCUCUACACCAGCGCCAAAGAGGAACUCAAGAAGUUUGAGGCGUUUCAGAGGCAGGUUCACGAGCGUCUGACUCAGCUGGAGCUGGUCAACAAACAGUAUCGCCGCCUCGCCCGUGAGAACCGCACUGACGCCGCCAGCAAGCUCAAAGUCAUGGUCCACCAAGGGAACCAGAGGUGGGACAGCCUGCAGAAGAGGGUGGCUUCUGUACUCCGCAGACUCAAGCACUUUACCUCUCAGAGAGAAGACUUUGAGGGGACCCGAGAGGGGAUCCUGGUCUGGCUGACAGAGAUGGACCUGCAGCUCACCAACGUGGAGCACUUCUCCGAGAGCGACGUCGAGGACAAGAUGAGGCAGCUCAACGGCUUCCAGCAGGAAAUCACCCUGAACACCAACAAAAUCGACGCCUUGAUAGUUUUCGGGGAGAACUUGAUCCAGAAGAGCGCUCCUCUGGACGCCGUGCUGAUCGAGGACGAGCUGGAAGAGCUUCACUCUUACUGCCAGGAAGUGUUUGGACGAGUGGCUCGAUUCCACCACCGCCUUGUCAACAGACGCCCGAUCCUGGAGGAGGAGAGGGAGCUCUCGGACCGGGACACAGACCACGACGACGCCCCUGAUCUGACCAACGGGGCCUCCUGGAGCGAUUCAAGGAGGAAAAAGGAGGAAGAGGAGGAAGUUCCAGCGGGAGGUGGAGUCUCAGCUGGACGGCAGGUCAUGUGUCACCUCUUAGUGCCGCCUCUGGAGCGGUCUGGAAGAGAAACCCCGGUCAGCGUGGACUCCAUCCCGCUGGAGUGGGACCACACGGUUGAUGUGGGAGGAUCUUCGUCACAUGAGGAUGACGAAGAAGCCACUUUCUUCAGUGCUUUGUCAGUGAAAUCUGUGACCGACCCGCCUAGCUGGCACCAGCCUGGCUCUCCUGAGAGGAAAAGGGUUCCUCGGGACCUUCUCCACGGGCUGAGCUCAUCACCCACACACACGACCAGCACUCCCUUCCACCAGCAGGGCUACGCUAAGCUCAUGUCAGAGUGCAGCGGCAGCAUCAACACUGUGAAGAGAGUUAAGCUGAUCCUGAACGAUGAAGAGGAGUUAGACGAUCCGGGUCUGACAAGCAGCACUGCAGACAAACAGACCAGCACAGGUGUUAUCGAGCGCUGGGAGCUCCUCCAAGUGCAGAAGUUCAACAAGGAGACGGACAUCAAGCAGGACCUGGAGCAGUGGCAGAAGCUCAACUCUGACCUCUCUGAUGUCACUUCCUGGUUGGGCAGGGUGCUGCCCGAGCUUGAGAGGCUACAAAGAAUCGCACCGUCCACGAGUAUACGAGACAUCGAAGUGAACAUCAGGAAACUGAAGGAGAUGCAGAAGACCUUCAACAGCUACAAGUGUCUGAUGAUCUCGGUCAACCUCAGCAGUCGUCACUUUCUGCGAGGGGACAGCGCCGAGCUGCGGGAGCUGCAGGAGGCUCUCAGCUCGGCCAAUCACAGCUGGACGCAGGCCUGCGGGGGGCUGGAGAGCUGGGAGAGGAGGCUGCACUCUGCGCUCAUGCAGUGUCAGGAGUUUCACGAGACGCUGCACUCCCUGCUCUUGUGGCUCGCUCAGGCUGAGAACAAACUAAGUGCUGUGAACGUCAACGACCCGUCCAUAUCACACCUGGUUCUUCUGGUGCACCAAAAAUCGCUGAAGGCUCUGCAGGAGGAGCUCCGUGGCCGACAGCGGCAGGUCUCCUCGCUGCAGGACAUCUCCUCUCAGCUCCUCCUGGAGGCCCCGGAGGAGGACAGCAUCGAGGCCAAAGAGAAGGUCCACGUCAUCUGCAACAAGCUGUGUCUGCUGCUGCGACAGGUGGCUGCUGACCUGCACGUGCUGCAGGGACGACUGGAAACCAGCUCGACCAGCUCUGAGGUGGACAGCAUCGGUCUGGGAACUCUCAGCUCUCCUCUGCUGCGGAGCAAGGAGGAGGUUGGACUACAGGCUGCUUCCCCUGGAAAACGAGCAACAAGAAGGGAGGAGAGGAGGGAUUCAUCCCCACAGCGGCCCCUCUUCUACCGGGUUCUACGUGCUGCCUUCCCCCUACACCUCCUCUUCCUCGUGCUGCUGGUUCUGGCCUGCCUGGUGCCUCUGUCUGAGCAGGACUACAGCUGUACACUGUCCAACAACUUCGCCCGCUCCUUCUACCCAAUGCUGCGGUACACUAACGGCCCUCCGCCCACAUGAAAAGUGCCACCAUGGAGAACUUUGAGCCAAUGGACCGAGAACUUCACCUUCUGCUUGGUUAUAAUCCAACAUGGAGUCCCCAACAGUGCUGAGGUACAAGUUGGAGGACACCUCCUCUUCUGGGAAAGAACAGGAUGCACUGCCUCCCUCGUCUGAAGGCCUCAUCGUACACGUUUGACUAAAUCGUACUGAUGUAUUUAAAAUGUAUUUAUUGUUUGUGGAAUUCCAAAAGUCUAAAUAUGAGAAGCCAUAUCCCCGGUUUGUUUGCAAGUUUUGUGAAUUGCAUGUGCAGAUUUGCCAUCUAACGUCCCCACCUAACAUCAAAACGAUUCAAGAUUUAUUUUAUUAUCCACUAAUAGUUCCAUUUUUCUACCUUGACUUGAUCCAGUCUGAAAGAUAAAGGACAGUUUUGUAACCAAAGCAUCCAGAAGUAGGUACACUCGCCAUUUUCUACCAAUGCAGCAAUUUUUUUCACAAAGGCAGCCACUUGUUGAUAGCACAUUUUGUACAGAACAGUUUGUUUGAUCUAGAAGUAUUUAAGAUAUAAAGAUAAGAUAUGACUUUUUUUUAAAUGAUGGCAGUGACUCAUCUGAAGACAUGCCUUUCUGUAGCCAACAGAACUACUGAAACUUUAUCAGAUAUUGUACUUUUACCGUUUGAAGGAUUUUUGUAUAUAAGGGCAAACUACAAAGGAAUGAGAAGUUCAAUGAUUGUUUCUGCGUAUGCGUUUUUUGAGUGUGGCACUGAAACCUGUCAAAGUGAAAUGGGCAAUAGCUUGAACUGCUUUUAUAUUGUGUGUUUGUUUGAGGCUUUUGAAGUCAUGCCGGCUAGUUGCAGUGUAUUUUUGGCACUCCCGUUUUGAGAGCCAGUGUGAUAAAAUGUCAGAUAUUUUCCUAUGAUUAUGUUAACUUUAUGGCCAGUGUUUUAAAAAGAUACAUGAAUAUUUUAGCAGAUCACUGAAUCUGGGAGUUUUGCAGAAAGGCACAGAUCUUAAUAUUAAAGCUGCAUUGGGAGAUUUUUCAACCACUAGGGGGCAAAGAGAGUCUAAACACACUGAGAAACCUUUUGAGCUUGCAGCUAAUUGCUCUUAGCUAACAACAAGUAGCAACAUUUUUUCAGUGUUGAUUUACUUCUUGGACAAAUGUGAAACAUCAGCUGAGCAAUGCAAUGAUUUCUGUAAAGCUACAGCACAAAGGAGCAUAUCUCAGUGUGUUUUCUUCUAUCAGCAAUAUCAACAUUUGAGUCAGUGUAAUAAAUACCAUUUAAUGCAGUCUAAAAGGCUGCUGUUGUGAGAUUUUAACAUUAUUGUAGCAAUAUAAGAAGGGAGUUUAGGAGCAGCACAAAAAAAGUGUAACACUGCCAUAAAGCUGCAACAUCAUUUUAUGUAAAAUAUAUAUAUUUAUAUAAGUAUAACUUUACCCUUUUGGAAUAAAAGAUUGGUGUUUAUGACUUACCCAGAGCUGUCCAGGUUGACUCCCUGGAGGUGUCACAUGGAGUGGUUUUAAAAAUGACUGUUUGUUAUUAUAGCCGUUGUGUACACGUGUGGGAUUCACCUGAACGCUGCUUUAAAUCUCUUCAGUCACGCAGUCAUCAAAAUCUUACCAGCCAGACUUGGAGUAGAACAUGAAUGUAAGUGAUCUUCUGGGCUCUGAAUGUAGCUGUGUACAUGCACAAUCAAAGAUCAUUCAAUGUGUGUCAUUUUCACUGUCAAUGGUGUCGAUCCCAAAUGUUAAAGCCACUGUACGAUUUGGUUUAAAAGUGUUUCCUCUGUAUUUGUACAUAAUCUCAGCAUCACACUCAGACGGCCAGACGAACAGAAACAAACCAGAAAAAGUGUGUAAAGUUUGAUUUAUUUUGUGAACUCUUAUUUAUGGGAUGUAUAGUUUGUCAUUUUUGAUUGACAAUAAACGUGUUCGCCAUGA
Molecule: messenger RNA, 10314 nt
Organism: Notolabrus celidotus (New Zealand spotty)
Lineage: Eukaryota; Metazoa; Chordata; Actinopteri; Labriformes; Labridae
Product: nesprin-2-like
Exons: 51
Coding region: 437-8392 (2651 amino acids)
Cellular component (GO): membrane
Molecular function (GO): protein binding
Source: RefSeq, a predicted model, not a curated record